CAUUGUGGGAAACUCGUAAACAUUAUUGUUGUGUCUCGACUUCUUGACCACAUGAACAGCGAAUGACCGUCGUAAACAACGCAGAAAUGUGGCAGUUUAGGUUCUUGUUGCUAUGUCUCCUGUUUCUUUUACUCGGACUCAUUCUUCUAUACAGAAAAUCGCGAAGUUUUCGUUUCCGUAUAAAGUAUAUUGGCUACAACUUUGUGAUCAUGUUAUCCGCCAUUCAUUGGACCUUUGUUGGUUUGUGCCAUCCAUUUGAUGUAGACAACUUUCAUCGUUGCUCCGGCAUCUUGUACAAUUUCCUCGUCAGAGCCUACUCGAUACGCGCUCAAGUUGAAGGACUUGAGAUCUUUGAUACUCUCAAAGAGAAGAAUUUCAUUAUUGUAGCCAACCAUCAAAGUUCGCUUGACGUUUUUGUGUUGCUUCAGACGACACCCCGUAGAACCACGUUCUUAGCGAAAAAGGAACUACUGUAUGCACCUCUGUUUGGAUUUGCGGCCUGGCUUUUUGGAGUCGUAUUUGUUGAUAGAUCUAACGCCAAGAGUGCGAGAAACGUCAUGGAUAAAACAGCAAAAACGAUGCGUGAUAAAAAGAUUAAUCUUUGGAUCUUUCCAGAGGGCACAAGAAGCCAGAGUGGUACAUUUCUCCCAUUUAAGAAAGGUGCCUUCCAUCUUGCCAUUCAGGCACAGCUUCCUAUUGUUCCUAUUGUAAUCUAUGACUACUCUUCAAUUUUCAACAAGAAAAACAAAGCAUUUGAACAUGGAAUCAUUAAAAUUAAAGUGCUGGAUCCCAUUUCAACUGAUGGCCUUGCAGCCGAUGAUGUUGGGGAGUUAACAGAUCAUGUUCGACAAGAGAUGCUGAAAGUUUUCCAUGAAAAGGACUCUUCAGGAAGCCACCAGAAUUCAGUACCAGCAGGAGAGAAAAAGAAUGAGUGACACUAACAUUUACAUGAAAUUAAAGCAAGUUGAGCUUAAAUUCAAUUCUAUGUGGAGUUUUAAGUGUGUUUUAAAAAUGAAUAUGAUCAGAAAUGAAAUUAUUUUACUAAAGAGAUGGAUUGUACAUUGAAUUUAUAGUUUCCAGUCCCAUUACAAUUUUUGGUGCUACGUAAUCUAUUGGGCUAAAAUAGCCAAUGAUGCUUGUGGACCUUCUUUCGCUUGCAA
Messenger RNA from Pocillopora verrucosa, 1160 nucleotides. RefSeq names its product 1-acyl-sn-glycerol-3-phosphate acyltransferase alpha. Lineage: Eukaryota; Metazoa; Cnidaria; Anthozoa; Scleractinia; Pocilloporidae. Gene Ontology annotation, cellular component: endoplasmic reticulum; membrane. Gene Ontology annotation, molecular function: 1-acylglycerol-3-phosphate O-acyltransferase activity. Gene Ontology annotation, biological process: phosphatidic acid biosynthetic process. The record is from RefSeq and is a predicted model, not a curated record.